This is a messenger RNA of Bactrocera neohumeralis, 1168 nucleotides long. Its product is annotated as protein kinase 4-like. The transcript is spliced from 2 exons. Lineage: Eukaryota; Metazoa; Arthropoda; Insecta; Diptera; Tephritidae. The annotation marks the transcript as partial. The record is from RefSeq and is a predicted model, not a curated record.
AACCUCAGGCUGUCCGCUCUUCCCCCCAGUGGUCGCACCAUGUUCACUCAAAUUCCUGCCUAAUAAUUUCAUCAAAAUCAUAUGCCCACGGCUACAUCGACGACAUCGAAUAAUAUGCAACAGCAGCAGCAACAACAAGCAAACAUCGAUCAACAUUAAUAUCAGCAACAAAAAUGACAUCACCGCCACACCAGCCGCAACAACAGCAACAUCUGCGCAGCAGCACAAUUACAGCCAUCAUUAUGCCGCAUUGCAACAGCAACAACAACACCACACACAGCAUACUAUAGCGAACAGCAGCAACAGCAACAACAACAGCUGCACAAUCACGCAAAUGAGCGGCGGCAGCACAUGCCGCACAUCACACACACACUGUCGCACACCAGCACCAGCGGCAUGCACCGAACACCACUACCACCAUCAGCAGCAACAGCAACAACAAAAACAGCAACAACAAUCAAAAAAUGCCAAUCAGCAACAAUUUCAGCAACAUUACGGCAUGAUGAAUGGCAUUGGUAAUCAAAUGGUAAACGGUGUUAGUGGUGGCGCCGUUGGCGUUGGUGGCAGCAAGACAGCGCAACAAAAUGCCACAAUGCCGGCCAACAGCCAUCAGCAGCAGCAUUACGUUGGCAAUGCUGGCGAUAUGAACGGCAGUGCCUACCACCAAUAUAUGCAGUCCAAGUGGCGCCAUGAUGAAUGGCGGUGGCGUUUUGUGGCAGUGGUGUGCCGCAUCCGAACGGCAUCAACGUCGAUUAUCACACACAUGCACAUGCCACCGGUGUUGCUGGGCCAGCAGAAUGGUGCCGCCAGUAAUAAUAGUAGCUUCUUACUGGGCAAUAACAACAAUUGCAAUAACAACGGCAUGCGCGGCAAUGCGUUGCGCGAUGCGAGCACAGGCAGCGGUGGCCAUAUGUUGGGCGGCGCUGGUGUUGGUAUUGGUGUUAGUGUUGGCGUUGGUGGUGUGGGUGUUUCAACUAGCGCAGGCAGCGGCGUUGUUAGCGGCGCUGCAACAUUGCCAUACAAGAAUAAUGGUUUGAAUAAACAAUUACCGUUACAACGGACGCACCAAUAUGGGAACAGGUAUACCUAUCAACCAAACAAUUCAAUAGCCAAGAGCAAGUGUCUACAUAAUUGCAUUUCAUUCUCACAAGUUGUUUUGAAGCCUUAG